AUUUACAUACGAAAUGUUAAUCAAGAAAAUAAGAAUUUGAUUUGCAAGGGUCUUAUUUAUGGCGUAAAUAUUCAUCAAAAAGCAAUGAUGUCAUCAAAAUAUUUAAUGUCUAAAUUUGAAACAUCAUUCUUGUUUUUCAUAGUGCUCGGCGUAAUUUCUUUAAGCCUUAAUAUUUUUAGAUUUUUACAGAUCUUAUCAUCUAAUUAUAUGUCUGUGGAACUUUCAAUAGCUUUUAUAACAAUAUGUUCAAUAUGUGUAUACAUGUUUCUAGCCAAUUUAGCCGGACAAACAAUUACAGAUCAUUAUGAUCUACUAUUUGAUACUGCAUAUAAAGUUGAGUGGUAUACAACUCCUCUAUAUAUACAAAAAUUCAUACUACUUCUAUUAUUAAGAGGCAACAAGUCCUUUAGCCUAAGAGUUGGCAAAUUGUUCAUAGCAUCUUUACCAUGUUUUACAACGCUAGCAAAUGCGUCCUUAUCUUAUUUUAUUGUCAUCUAUUCUACGCAAGAAUGA
This is a messenger RNA of Wasmannia auropunctata (little fire ant), 513 nucleotides long. RefSeq lists its product as uncharacterized. The coding region runs from base 85 to 513 and encodes 142 amino acids. Gene Ontology annotation, cellular component: plasma membrane. The record is from RefSeq and is a predicted model, not a curated record. NCBI's taxonomy places the organism in Eukaryota, Metazoa, Arthropoda, Insecta, Hymenoptera, Formicidae. The transcript has 5 exons. Gene Ontology annotation, molecular function: olfactory receptor activity; odorant binding. Gene Ontology annotation, biological process: sensory perception of smell; detection of chemical stimulus involved in sensory perception of smell.